Molecule: messenger RNA, 1897 nt
Organism: Lathyrus oleraceus (garden pea)
Lineage: Eukaryota; Viridiplantae; Streptophyta; Magnoliopsida; Fabales; Fabaceae
Product: pectinesterase/pectinesterase inhibitor
Exons: 2
Coding region: 40-1833 (597 amino acids)
Biological process (GO): cell wall modification
Molecular function (GO): enzyme inhibitor activity; pectinesterase activity
Source: RefSeq, a predicted model, not a curated record
UAGUACAAAAAUUAAUACUAGUAGUAUUUUCAUAUAAAUAUGGAAGGAAUGCGUGAUAACCAGAAGAAAAGGUUUGCAGUUGUUGGUGUCUGUUACAUUCUUCUUAUCGCUGUGGUCCGAACCGAUGCGGUCGGUAUAACGCGCGGCGGCUUUGGAGGACCAGGAGAACAAAAUGAAAAUAACUCUACCACACAAAAGGAUGUUGAUAGUCUUUGUAAAUCAGACCCCGUAAAAUGUAACUCGAAACUAGGAAGUUUGUUUAAUGGAACAAUGAACAUAAAAGAUACUAUAAAAAAAGCACUCAUUGAAGACGCUGGGGAGUUACAGAGACACAUAGACAAUCCAGUUCUUUAUAAGGAAUUGGUAAAAGACAAACAGUCGGAAGAAGCUAUGCGACUUUGCGACGAUGUAAUGGAUGAUGCUGUUGAUGGAAUUAAUAAAUCUGUUGGUCACUUAGACACAUUAGAUUUCAAUAAGUUGAGUGAGUUUGUUUUCGAUCUUCAAGUUUGGAUGACUGCUACACUUACAGAUCAACAAACAUGUUUGGAUGCUUUUGAGAAAGUAGACCCAAAAGCUAGUGAGAAAAUGGCUCAGUUUUUGAACACUUCUAUGAGUUUAAGUGAUACUUCUAUUGACAUGCUUAAUUCUGUUUCCGAAGUACUUAAGGAUUUUGGUCAAACUCCAGUUGAUCUUCACAGGAGGCUUUUAUCCGAUGAAUCCGAAAAUCAGGUUGAUCUUCACAGGAGGCUUUUAUCGGAUGAAUCCGAAAAUCAGGUUGAUCUUCACAGGAGGCUUUUAUCCGAUGAAUCCGAAAAUCGGGUUGAUAGUUAUCCUACAUGGGUUAGUGAAGGACAAAGACGGCUUCUUGCUGCUUCAGGUCUUAACCCAGAUGCUGUUGUGUCGCAAGACGGUAGUGGGAAGUUUAACAGCGUUACUGAAGCUCUUAAGACUGUUCCGUCAAAUAACUCGAAACCUUUUAUCAUUUAUGUUAAGGCUGGUACUUAUAAAGGGCCUAUUCUUAUUCCUCUAAAGACGAAUUAUGUUACAAUUAUAGGUGAUGGUCCUACGAAAACCAUAUUCACAGGUAGCCUCAAUUUCGCUGAUGGCGUCCUAACUUAUUACAGUGCAACCCUCGGUGUGAAUGGUGACAACUUCGUAGCAAAGGAUAUAGGCAUUGAGAACACAGCAGGACCGAUUAAAAAGCAAGCUGUAGCACUGAGAGUUUCAGGAGACAUGGCAGUAUUCUACAACUGUAAAAUAGAUGGUUACCAAGACACACUUUUCGCCCUAUCCCUAAGGCAAUUCUACCGCGAUUGCAUCAUCUCUGGUACAAUCGACUUCAUCUUCGGCGACCCCUUUGCAGUUUUCCAAAACUGCAAAAUUAUAGUUAGAAAACCAUUACUAGGCCAAUCAUGUUUAGUAACAGCUGGUGGAAGACUCACAACGAAGACUCAAACUGCACUUGUUUUUCAAAGUUGUCAUUUCACGGGUGAACCUGAAUUAGCAGCGAUGUCACCCAAAAUAUCUUACCUAGGAAGACCAUGGAAACAAUACUCCAGAGUUGUGAUAAUGGACUCAAUUAUAGAUGACAUCUUUCUCCCUGAAGGUUUCCAAGCAUGGAUGGGAGUUAGUUUUGCCCAGACAGCUACUUUUUACGAGUAUAACAACAAAGGUCCUGGUGCUGACACGAAAGCAAGAGUGAAAUGGCCCAAUGUUAAAGUUCUAUCUGGUAAUGAGGCUUCUGUUUAUUACCCUGGUAAAUUUCUUCAAGUUUCUGGUACACCUUGGAUGACAAGUUCUGGGAUACCUUGUUCUCUUGGUCCUAUGAGAUAAAUCAAAACUAUAGCAAUAAAGUAAAAUAAUAGAGAAGAAGGAAAGAAUCCGUGAAUAUAUUAUU